AUUGCAGAGAAUAAGGGAAAACUUUGCAGAGAGAAGUUUGCAGCGAUGCCCUUACUGAGCCUGCUGCCAGAUCCCCAUAGGAAGGAAAGCUAGGGGGGCAGGAAGAGGAGGAAGAGGGCAGAAGACAAGCGCUGGAGGGGCCCGAAGCUGCAGGGCAUCUCUCUUGGAACAGGAGGACAAGAUGAGCCUGUUGUCCGCUAUAGACACUGCGUCAGUAUACCAGCCUGCCCAGCUCCUGAACUGGGUCUACCUAUCCCUGCAGGACACACAUCAACCAAGUGCCUUUGAUGCCUUCAGACCAGAGUCCACUUCUGCCUCCCAUCAUGAUCUCAACAGCUAUUCCAAGAGCCCCUCAGAGCUGAACUCCUCCAUCCACUCCAGCUAUCUCAGCAGCUUCCUGCAGCUCCAGAGGACUGAGGCACUGGGCAGUAGUCGUUAUAAAAAUGCAUCUCCUUAUGGAUCUUUGAACAACAUUGUGGACGGGCUGAGUUCUCUAACUGAACACUUCUCAGAAAUUUCACUCAACUCAGAGAACAGGAAACCCAGCAAGAGGCCUCCUCCAAACUACUUGUGUCACCUCUGCUUCAACAAAGGUCAUUAUAUUAAGGACUGUCCACAGGCUCGCCCAAAAGGUGAAGGUCUGACCCCAUACCAAGGCAAAAAAAGAUGUUUUGGAGAAUAUAAAUGUCCGAAGUGCAAAAGAAAAUGGAUGAGUGGGAACUCCUGGGCCAAUAUGGGUCAAGAGUGUAUAAAGUGUCACAUCAAUGUCUACCCUCACAAGCAGCGACCUUUAGAGAAACCUGAUGGUCUGGAUGUAUCGGAUCAAAGCAAGGAGCACCCCCAACAUCUGUGUGAGAAGUGCAAGGUUCUUGGCUAUUACUGCCGUCGUGUCCAGUAAAACAGCACAAAGAUCCUGGAGAGUUGAGGCGUGACAAGGGAAAGACAACAGCGACACAGUGACUAGCGUAUACACUAAUAAUAUGCCUUAUGAGUAUUAGAAUGUAACAUUCUUCCUGUGUAUGUGUACUAUUUGUAUUUAUGAAGUAUUAGGGCUGUUUAACUGUUAACACAGUUGUCAUUUGCCUCCAGAUUUGCCCCAUUUUUCUGGGGUUCAAAACUAGGGAACUGGAUAUUUAAUGAUGCAAUUAAGAAUACUUCUCUAUAAUGUGACAUAUCUAGAAGUCUGCAGUUCAAAUAUUUUUGUCUUCCCUCCGAAAUACAGAAAAUUUGAUCUUAUAUUCUGUCAAUAGGUUGAAAUCCAUUAAAGGGGUAUUCCAGAAAUUCCACAGAAUAGGGGAUAGCUCUUACUGGGACCCCCACAACCAUGAGAAUGGCCCAAGAGAGGGGCAUGUGCGCUGUCCAUUCAUCUUCAUGGCACUGCCAUAAGAGAUAGCUGAGUACAGCGCUAGCCUAUUUCUGGCUGGUCCCAUAGAGAUGAAUGGAGCAGCCUUGCGCAUGCUCAACUCAACUCUGCUCAUUACGGGAGGCCCCCCAGUGAACUAACAGUUAUCGCCAAUUUGGUCGAUAGGGGAUAACUAAAAUUUACCAGAAUACGCCUUUAACGUAAAGUGUUUAACUGCUCUGAGGUGAGAUUUACACAAAGGGGCCAAUUUAUUUAGACUGGUGUUAACCAGAAGCUGUGCUGAUGUAAGAGGCGCCAAAGAUAUUAAAGAUUUUGUCACAUCUUGUUAUGUGUAGCUUACAGAUGUGAGUACACCAAUUUUCUGGCUUAAAUAAUGGUUAAUUACUCCAUCUUCUCCAUCUCCAAACACCCUCCGCCCAUAUCCCACCCACUAUUUAGAAAAGUAGCAAAAGCAAAUGCAAUUUUGGGGGGCAAAAGGGACCUUGCACAAAAAUUUCCAACUUUUUUAAGCCAGAAAACUGCCCUAGAAGACUUGAUAAAUUCCCCCUUGAGUUUUUGUGGCAGUUUUUUUACCUAAACACAACAGUGGAUGCAAAAGAAGCAAGAGGCAUGAGUCCUAAGUGUAUCAUUUUACUUACCUUCAGCUCCACUCUUGGCUUUGGCUGGAAAAAAAAAAAUGCAUCACAUACAGCAUGUUUGAAUCUAGUCUAAAACAACUAAAUUAAUUUUACCAUGU
Bufo gargarizans (Asiatic toad) is the source of this 2099-nucleotide messenger RNA. It is a transcript of the gene ZCCHC24, whose product is annotated as zinc finger CCHC-type containing 24. NCBI's taxonomy places the organism in Eukaryota, Metazoa, Chordata, Amphibia, Anura, Bufonidae. The record is from RefSeq and is a predicted model, not a curated record. The coding region runs from base 182 to 898 and encodes 238 amino acids. The transcript is spliced from 4 exons. Gene Ontology annotation, molecular function: nucleic acid binding; zinc ion binding.